AUGUCAGAGCACUCUGUGAAAAUGCUUCAUGUUGAAGUUUUGCUCAGCUUGUGUUGGUGGACGCUGGUUGGUGUGUUUGGUGAAUCAGUGUCAGUGAUGGAGGGAGAUUCAGUCACUCUAAAGUCUGGUCUCACUGAACUGAUGGAUGAUGAUCUGAUUCAGUGGAGGUUUGUCAAUGAAAACACUUUAAUAGCUGAAGUUGAUAUACUGGACACCAGCGUCACUAUAUAUGAUUCCAAUGAGAGAUUUAGAGACACACUGAAGGUGGACAAUCAAACUGCAUCUCUGACUAUCACAAACAUCAGAUCUGAACAUGCUGGAGUUUAUGAACUAAAAAGUACAGGAAAAGGGACCAAACAUUUUAGUCUCACAAUCAACACUCGUCUGCCUGUUCCUGUCCUCAUCUUCAACUCUACUCAAUGUUUUUCAUCCCAGUAUUGUUCAGUGGUGUGUUCAGUGGUGAAUGUGAGCGCUGUAAGUCUCUCCUGGUACAAAGGAAACAGUUUAUUGUCCAGCAUCAGUGUGUCUGAUCUCAGCAACCAGACCACACAUCUGGACAUCAGCACACUCUGUCAGUCAUCAUGUUCAGAGUUUAAAGUCCACUGUUGUGGUUCUACUGAAACUAUAAUCCGACUGGUCCUCUCUGCUCUGGUGGGCUUGGCAACUGUGGCAUUUCUGGUUUUUGACAUCAGAUCCACAGGAGGAGAACACAAGAAACCAAUUUUAUAA
Messenger RNA from Danio aesculapii, 729 nucleotides. RefSeq lists its product as uncharacterized. The transcript is spliced from 4 exons. The record is from RefSeq and is a predicted model, not a curated record. Bases 1 to 729 code for a protein of 242 amino acids. Lineage: Eukaryota; Metazoa; Chordata; Actinopteri; Cypriniformes; Danionidae.